Messenger RNA from Guillardia theta CCMP2712, 1271 nucleotides. RefSeq lists its product as hypothetical. Gene Ontology annotation, cellular component: endomembrane system; membrane. NCBI's taxonomy places the organism in Eukaryota, Cryptophyceae, Pyrenomonadales, Geminigeraceae. The record is from RefSeq and is a predicted model, not a curated record. The transcript is spliced from 11 exons. Bases 147 to 1175 code for a protein of 342 amino acids.
CUGAGAUCUACGAGCCAGCCAAGUACAACCUCCUCUUCGGCUUGCCUCCUCCUCCUCCCAACAAGACAGAGGAGAAGAAAGUCCUUCCGUACUGGAGUCCGCGCCUGGCGAUCUUUGUCGUCACCGACACGAACUCUUACCCCAGCAUGUCGGAGGAAUAUAUCAGCCCCUUUCUCCUCUACUCCUUGCAGCAAACGGAGGGGAUUGACAACAGGAGGAAGCAAUACGCACCUCUCCUUCAUAUCGAUGAGCUUGGAACCUUGUCAAAAGACCUUCUCAAGAUCAAUGACACUGUGACCCAGCUUCCUCUUUCGAUUAGCUUGCAACCUUUGGGCAUCACCAGGUUCGUGUGGAUGCUCAAGAUGGAACACAGUGUUCAGAUGCACAAGGAGAUAGGAACUCCCGAGAAAGAGAUGGAAGAAGUACGAAGGAUGUUCGUUGAAACUAACUCCUGGCUACUUGUCACCACCAUCGUCGUCUCCUUCCUCCAUCUCUUGUUCGACAUCCUCGCAUUCAAGAACGACAUCAACUUCUGGCGAGGGCUUCAGUCUACCAAAGGAAUCUCCGUUCGCUCCAUCGCUGUCUCCUCCAUCAUGGAACUUGUCGUGUUUCUGUACCUCCUUGACAACGACACGUCUUACCUCGUUCUCUUCACGGUUGGCGGCGGGCUGCUCGUCAACGUCUGGAAGCUCAUCAAGGCAUGGUCUCUCAUGCGAGGCCGAGGAAGCGACAAGGAGGCGGAGGACUUGCGAGCAGAGCAGGCGAUCUCACGCCAUAUCGACUACAUCGCAUCCGCCUACCUCCUCAACAUCCUCGGCCCGCCCAUCGUCGGAUACGCUGUCUACAGUCUGGUGUAUGAGGACCAGAGGGGCUGGUACAGCUGGGCGCUCCAGAGCGGGGUGAACGUUGUGUAUGCUGUAGGCUUCAUGAUGAUGACGCCGCAGCUCUUCCUCAACUACAAGUACAAGAGUGUCGAACACCUUCCUUGGAGAGCGCUCAUAUAUCGUGCUCUGAAUACUUUCAUUGACGACCUGUUCGCAUUCGUCAUCACCAUGCCAGGGCUUCACAGGAUGUCUGUCUUUCGAGACGACAUUGUCUUCUUCAUCUACCUCUAUCAGCGUUGGAUCUACCGCAAGCGAAGGCCUGCCUCGGAGACCUCCAUGCACGAGCUCUAGACUCUGGGACGGCCCUAAUUCGGAUCAUCAUAGCUGUGAAGUUCUUGAUGCAUUGCGAUAUGAGUAGCGUUCUUGACGAAAGCCUCCUUCUCUCCU